Molecule: messenger RNA, 687 nt
Organism: Medioppia subpectinata
Lineage: Eukaryota; Metazoa; Arthropoda; Arachnida; Sarcoptiformes; Oppiidae
Source: the annotation of a GenBank genome assembly
GUUUUGCCACAAAUUGUUUGCAAAAAUUGAAACAAAUUUCUUCAAAACUAAUUAUUGUCUUCAUUUGAGACCAAAUUCAGAUGACAUCCAUAUUGUGUCCGCUUUGAAGACAAUCGGCUGAUAAUGUCGUUCACUCGGACUCUCCUCGAGAGCGGCAAAACUGUGGCCAAGACUACGAUUAAGCCAUCGGCGGUGCAAUUGGUGCCCAAACGACUGCCACCACUGCCCACACCUAAAGACUUGAUCCGUAUCUACAAAGUGAGGGCCAGAAGACAAUUGUCUCAAAACUUUUUGCUCCACAAAGACAUCAACGAAAGGAUUGUCGUCUCCGCCGGCAUAAGAGGAGAGAGUCAUGUGCUAGAAGUAGGUCCGGGUCCGGGAAACAUCACCCGACAGAUCCUCGAAAAGGGUCCCAAAGAGCUGUAUGUCAUCGAAAAGGAUCGCCGAUUCCUACCGAUGCUCGAGAUGUUGGCCGACGCCUCACUUCCCGGUCAAAUGAAGAUCAUUAUCGGCGAUGUUAUGGACUAUAGUUUUGAGGGUCUGUUCCCCGACGAGACCCGCCGCGAGUGGACGGACACGAGUCCUCCCAUACGAAUUGUGGGUAAUUUGCCGUUCAAUGUGUCGACGCCUUUGAUUAUCCGUUGGUUACGUGAUAUGUCCGCCCGAAAGGGUCUGUUCUCGUACGGG